AUGGCGAUCACAAUCCUUACCGGAAUCGAGGACACCCUCGCCCUCAUCCAUGAAUGCGGUGCUAACCUCGCCCGAAUUGAGUCCACACUCCUUCUUGCUCUGCGGAAGCUCUGCGCCAGCAACACCUCCGAAGGCGAGUCCACUCGCAACGCUGCCGCAAGCUCAAGCCGAACACGAGAGAAUACUGGAGCUUCCGAACUCGUUCUCUGUCAACCUAUCCAGGGCAAUAUUGAUCCUCUCACAGUGCUCAACCCUGCAACGCACUCAGUGGGGGUGCUUUACAUCCUCGCUGCCCGAGCAACGCAUGCUUCUGCCUUGGCAGACGACGCGACCACCUUGCUGCCACAUAUAUCGGCAUUUGUUCAGCGAUUCGAUGCUGCACAGGUGCAAUUAGCAGGGGACAAGGUGACGCAGCUCGCAGCGAGCUUUUCAGGAUUGGCGGAUAGGAUCACGAAUCCGGAAUCGGCUUUGCAGCUGUUGCAAGCGUUGGCGUCCAGGUUCAUUACCAGACCGGAGAGUAUCACAACGCUCCAUCCGCUGCUAGCAUACCAAUAUCUCAAGACAGCACGAUACGCAGAAGCAGCAACCAUGCUACUCGAUCUGCCCUUGAUCGACGCAGACGCAUCCGUCACACCACUCGCCCACUCUGAUAUUCUGCAAUACUUCUACUACGCCGGUCUGAUCUAUAUCAAGCUCGACCGCUUGGAAGAUGCGAUUGACGCGCUUGAAACUUGCAUCUCAAGCCCGGCAGUAGCGGUUAGCGCCAUCCACAUGGAUGCGUACAAAAAGCUUCUUCUCGUCCAGCUCCUCGCCCAUGGCAAGACCUUGCCAGUACCCAAGUACACCCCGCAGACUAUCACACGAACGUUCAAGCAGAUCGCACAGCCCUAUCUCGCUUUUGUCGCCGCAUACGAGAGCAGAGACGCUCAUAGCACGCAGCAAGUUCAGCAGCUGGUUGAGGAGAAACGAGAUACGUUUGAAAAGGAUCGCAAUCUGGGGCUAGUGAGACGAUGUUUGGCACUGCACAGGCAGAGAAGGAUUCAAAGGCUAGGUAAAGUGUAUAGCGCGCUAGCACUUUCGGAGAUCGCUAGCAUGGUGGGAUUGGAGAGUGGCGAUGUGGUUCAGGCUGUUUAUGCUGAUGUGCAGGAUAUCGUUCGCAAUGGUUGGGUCCACGCAACGCUCUCCCCACCACCCGGAGGCUCCUCUUCUUCCAACACAGUGACCGGCGACUGGGUCGUCAACUUUGACCCCUUCGGUGGUGAUGCAUAUACCUCCGCCACCUCUAUUUCACUGCUUGAGGGCAAAAUCAAGACAGCAAAACAAUACCAGACGCUGCUGCAGCAGAGAGAUCGAGAUAUCGAGAAGAGUCACGCCUAUCUCACGCGGGGUCUCAAGAUUCGUGAUGCGAGAACAGCGGGAGCAGAUGCCUAUGCGGGUGCUGAUGAUUUUGACGAUGCUGAUUACUGA
Molecule: messenger RNA, 1467 nt
Organism: Ustilago hordei
Lineage: Eukaryota; Fungi; Basidiomycota; Ustilaginomycetes; Ustilaginales; Ustilaginaceae
Exons: 6
Coding region: 1-1467 (488 amino acids)
Biological process (GO): ubiquitin-dependent protein catabolic process
Cellular component (GO): COP9 signalosome
Molecular function (GO): protein binding
Source: RefSeq, a predicted model, not a curated record